Molecule: messenger RNA, 7239 nt
Organism: Wasmannia auropunctata (little fire ant)
Lineage: Eukaryota; Metazoa; Arthropoda; Insecta; Hymenoptera; Formicidae
Product: LIM domain and actin-binding protein 1
Exons: 19
Coding region: 1123-4215 (1030 amino acids)
Biological process (GO): actin filament bundle assembly
Cellular component (GO): actin cytoskeleton; plasma membrane
Molecular function (GO): actin filament binding
Source: RefSeq, a predicted model, not a curated record
AGCAAGAAGAACGAGGUGUGCGGUGUUCAAUCUAACAACGGUUUGAUUGAUUUGGAUGAUCUAACCGCGAGUAACACCCAACUAAUUUCGUUGUGCGACGAUGACGAUCUCGUACUCACAAACAAUACGCGUAACGAGCUCGAGAACGACGACAAGAGUCUGCAGGAGUUGAUAGAGAGUGAGCUGGCGUUGAGGAUCUGCUCGAGCACGAAUGACGACGAAGAGGGCGUCGAAGAGGCCGAGAACGUCGUCGCUCAACCGGAGACAAUCAAGAGGAUCGUCCUGGACUGCCGGCAGGACCCCGUCGACAUUAACGCGGAGUUCAUAGCGGCCGAGAGCGAGCAUUAUUCUCAGAUCGAGGAAGCGUACGGCCAUCGGAACGGUCACGUGUCCCCGCAUCACGCGGACAUCGAGGUCGCACCGGAGCCGGUGCGCUUCCACGACCAGGAAGAGGUUCAGUCGACGUUCGUCGAGCAACCGGAAGCCGGCGACAAGCCGAUAAUCAUUCAGAAAACGAGCGAAGGCGAUCAGGAGUCGAGCCGCGACGAAGCUGUCGACGUUAGCGACAACAGCGAAGGUUGUCAGGCUAUUGUCAAGGAAGUCGUGCCACCCACGGACGAUCCAGGACACGCCGGCAAUGUCACAAACGACUUCGUAGACGGGUCGAGCUCUCAGGUUUUUCCGAUUCCUGCGAGUUGUCCCGUAGAUAAGUACCAACGGAAGGAAGAAUUGGUGCAGACGCUGGACGACACGGAUCCCCUUUGCGUCGAACAGGAAAGGAAGGGCGCGGACGUCGGUAUUUCGGACACGUGGACCGAGCAGGCGCCGCUUUCAGACGGCCAGCAGCAGGCCGGUCGGUUCUCCGACAACUUCGACGAGGCGCUUUAUUCGCAGGAUCGGAACCACGAGAAGCAGAAGUCCCUUUCGACAAGUGAACAGUCUUCCACGAACGAACAUAUCGAUACGCUUAAUGAUUCCCAUGGAGACAAUCGUGUCGAGGAGGAAGAGGAGAUUCCGGCGUCGCUGAUCCGUCAAGAGAAAUCGUCUCUCUCCGAAACGAUCGAAGAAGCCGACGCGAAACUGGAGGAUUCUCGUUUCUCCGACGACAUCAGCCAGUCCGAGAUGGAGAUGGCCAGUACGCAGGAGUUCCUCGACACAGAACGCCGCGUACUGAACGAGGAGGUCGAUCAGGAGGCACCGCAGAUUGUAGUAUCGCAGGCAACGUCCGGAUCGAUCCUGGAAAACGAAUCGCCGGAGUGUCCCGUCGCGGAAGACGCGCAGAAUCCGGUGGACGAGUCCUCGAGCGAGUUCUCGGCGUCCGAUUCGACUUUCAUCGAAAAAACCGAGGUCGUGGUGUCUGAGACGAGCGUGACGAUCUUCUCGGAGACGAGGCAGCUCGCCGCCGAGCAGGUCGGGAAUCUCGACUCGUGGACCACGGUCGAGGAGGCCACGAAAUCGGCGGACGCCGAGGAGCGGGACGCGCCGGCCGUGGCGGAACGCGACGCGACGAGGGACGAUAAUGAGGGCAAGCAAGACGAUUGCCUCGCACCCUCGUCGCCCCGCGCGCCCCUGGCCACACCGGACGAGACGGAGACGAGCGACGUUUCUAACGCCUGCGACAGCGAAAGCCGCGAGGAAACGGUGACCACCAGUUCCACCGUGACCUCCUCGAAGGGCGGGACCAAAACGAAGAAGAAGAAGAUCGAGGGCGUCGCUGGUAACGAUGCCACCUCGCCGAACCUCACGCCGCGCACAAAGAAAACCAAGAAGAGCAAGAAGAGCGAUCUCGAGAAGGAGAACAUCUCCGUGAACUGUAGCUUACGAGACGCAAGCAUGCAUACGGGCACUCGGCGAUCGCAUUCGGAGAUGAUCGAUUUUUCCGACGAGGACGAUUUAUCGAACGUCAAUGUUAAGUCACUGACACAGAACUAUGUCUCGGAGACAAGUCGUAGCGAUCAGGAGAAGUUGUGCAGGGAGCGGAUUGCGACCGGCGUGUCCAUCAAGCAAUUAUGUCGCAGCUUUGGCGACAUCUCGAACAUGAGCGACGGCGAUCAGGCGACCUUUGGGAAAGCGAGCCACGCGAGGGAAACCGAGGAGAAGGCGAGGUCGAUGGGUGAUCUGAGAGUAUGCGAGCAGGGUUACUCGCGGUUCAGCAGAGACGCACCCGUCUUCGCCAGGGUGUCGGUCAAGGCCCUCAGGGCUUCCUACUGUAGUUUGGCAAGUUUAACGAAGCAGGGUAAGGACAAGGAUCUGGCAUGCGAGAGGCCGAAGUUCGAGAAAUCGAGCUUUAACAAGUUCGACGCUCUUACCAAGAAGACAGUGCUUCAUGUGCGCUCGGUCGACGCGGGGAAAGUCCAGCAGCAGCUGAAUGCCGUGGGUCAGAAUGCCGAUGCGAAUACGAACUGUCGCAGCUGCGGCAAGGUCGUGUUCCAAAUGGAGCAGACAAAGGCCGAGGGUCUGGUCUGGCACAAGAAUUGCUUCCGGUGCGUGCAGUGCAGCAAGCAGCUCAAUGUAGACAAUUAUGAGAGCCACGAGAGCACGCUCUACUGUAAGCCACACUUCAAGGAGCUCUUCCAACCGAAACCGGUCGAGGAGUCCGACCAGCCCGUGCGACCUCGAAAGCCGGAGCUGAUCAUACGGGAGAACGAGCCGAAAGAGUUGCCGCCCGAUGUGGUCAGAGCUUCCGACAAACCCGAUCUGGGACUCGAGGAACUCUCAAGCCUAAACGUCAAGUCGCGCUUCCAAGUCUUCGAGAAAGCCAGCACGGAGAACGCCAAUGAGCUCGAACGAUCGCCGUCACAGAUCGCCGUCAAGAGAUCGCCCAGCAUCCUCAGCAAAUUAGCCAAAUUUCAAGCGAAAGGCAUGGACAUUGGCGUGGCGGACGAAUCGCUCAAUGGUAUACCCUAUGAGGAGUCCAGCGAAAGUGAGGAAGCGGAGACGGAGGAAACCGAGGAAGUGGAAACCGAAAUCGUGAAAUCAAAACGCACCACGCGCGAACGACCGAUCAGUUUUUCGAAGAUGGACGACAUCAAGAAUCGUUGGGAGACCACCAGCCAACAGGGAAGGCGCGAGGUUCAGCGCGAGGCUAGGAAGGAAGAAAUCGCAGGAAUCCGGUCACGAUUAUUCUUGGGUAAACAGGGUAAAAUGAAGGAGAUGUAUCAACAGGCGGUAGCCGGAAGCGACCGCGUUACGAAGAUAAACGCGGCGGAGGAGAUACAGCACUCGACUGCCCACGCUCGCUCCCUCAAAGAGAGAUUCGAACGGGGCGAGCCAAUCGCGACAUCGGACGACGAAACCGACAGUAAACCGAAACCGGAGAAAGCCGACGAGGAGGUGAUCGCAGCAGGUAUCAGCAGGAAGUCGCGGUCGCUCUUUUUGGAAUUAGACGCGUCUGCAGCGAAAACGGCACGUCCAGUGACGCCAGUCCAUCCAAAAACGCCAACCGAAACCUCACGACGUGCGCGAGACGCGUUCAUGGCCCGUCAAGUCUCAGACGACGUGGUGCGCAGCUCAGACACGACCGAGGAGGUCCACGUAGAAACGUCGGAAAUUUCGAAUAAGUUCAAAUUCUUCGAGACCUAUAAGGAACCGGAGAAACAGCGGAAGCAAUUUCGCAUUACGCCGCCUCGCGACGGUCAAGUCAAGAUGAAUUCACCGGAUCGCGAGAUUUACCGCGAUCCAGAUGUGGUCAGGUCAGAGGACAGGGUGGACGACAGGGUGCACACGGACACGGCGAGGAAGAUGCUGUCCAUCUUCCGGCAGAUGGAGGAGAAUGCGACCAAGGAAGAACUGCCGGAGGGUCCGAAGCCCUUGAAACGCUUCACACCGCCUCCCGAGGAUAAGUUCGCUAAAGCGACGGCCUCGGACUCGGAGCAGGGCGAGGAUGAAGAGGGCGAGGAAUCCGACGGCGACGAAAGCGCCGAGGAGAGAGAUCCCAAUUACGUCCGUGCAUCUGAUAAGGUGGAGGACGAGUUCUUGAAACAGGCGCAGAACGCGGCGCGCGCCAAGACCCUACGUGCUAAGUUCGAGCACUGGGAGGAGACCGACGGCAAGGUCAGCAAUCACCACGUCGCCGAAAUGGAGAUGGCCCAGGGUACGGGCGACCAGUCUAGCAUAGAGUCGGCGAGCAGUCUGAGAGCCCGUUUCGAGUCCCUCGGCUCGCAGGCCAACGAGUCCCCGCGCGCACCGAAGGUCAAAGUCAAUCGAUUUGUGUAAAGGAAAGAAAGAGAGAAAGAGAGAAAGAGAGAAACGGAGGAAGUGCACCUGGAUUAAUUCGAUUACGAGAAGGGUGAGGAAGAAAGAAGCUGAAUCGAUGGAGAGGAAGAAGAGCGCUGUUGGGACAGCAGCGGUGGAAAGGCAAUUUUUUUUUUGAAUCUCGUGCUUUAAGCAACGGCAAUAAAAUGUUCGGUUAUCGUAACGAUUAUUGUAACGACUUUGCGUUUUCUUAGGGAUGGUUUUAACACACUCGGCGUUAUGUUCGUAUAGUGAAUCUUAGCCCGUAGACUGUAUCAUAUGUUAUGUGUUAAUAUAUUAUUGUAUUACGAGAGUUCGCGCGAGUGUCUCGGAUCCGUCGAGCGUUUCGUCCAAUUGCCAAUUAGAAAGGAAGAUAUAUAGAUAUAUUUAUAUGCUAGUGUAAAAGAAAAAGAUCGAUUCCAGACAGAUGGCGAUAAACCGUUCGAGGCAAUAACAUGCCGAGUCACGUAAGAAAAAGCUUACGAGGAAUUUAAUACGUAUUAAUUUGCAGAUUACGGUGCUAUGAAAAAGAUUUUGAUUUAUCAAUCAUUAUUUAUUUUUUUUUAUGGAAAUCUACACUAUAGGGAAUAAAUUAAAUUGGACAGCUGCGAAAUAUCAUUGCGUAAAUAAUAGAAAUCGUGCUUUAUCGGAAAGCCGCGGAAAUAUGUAUUUAUUACGCAGAAACGCUCGACUUAUCCUAACACACGUAACCGAGAGAGAACUUUAUUGUCUACUAAUUUACUUUAUAUAUAAAAGACGAGCGUCCAUCUUACGUACACGUGUCGUACGUAUGUCGGCUUUAUCAUUGUCUUAUGAAGAUUUUUUUUCUUUAGAAAAAAAUAAAAUAUUCUCUUCCACAUACGUGCGACGCUAAGAUCUCUGUAAAACGCAAGAUGGAUUCGCUUUUAAGCAGUGAAAUUCGUAACGAUGCGCAUUCAAUUUUUAUUUACUUAACUGCUAACCCCAUAAUACGCCCUCAUUUGUUAAUUAAUUGAAAAUUUGUACGUAACGAAGUGGGCUUGAUUAAGCAUCUCAAUAUUAAACUCUUUAUUAAAACAAAUUCAUUACGAACGGCUAUCGUGUUAUGUAGGUGCCAAAUUUUAUUAAGCUCUUGAUCGAGCGAUUUUUUUCGAAUUAUAAUUUUGAUUUGACGGAUUUAAAUCUUUAUGACUGAUGGAAUCACUAUGUAUAAUGUGCCUUUAAUUUUUUUUAUAUAAAUGAUUCGCUUUUUUUUAAAUAAUACGUAAAUAAAUAGAAAGAGAGAUCUAUUAUAAAUCUAAUAUAAAUUAGAUUGAUUAUGUACAUAGAAAAAAAAAUUCAUCCUAAACGAAGAUAUAUAUUCUCGUGUAUAAGCAAGAACAGUAUAAUUUUUAUAUAUUUAGACUUGAAUUGAGUGAAGUAUUAUUUGCAUCAAUUCAAUCAAGAAAAUUUAAGAUUUUCUAAGAAGAAUUAUAUAAUAUUCUUGCUUAUAUAUAUAUAUAUAUAUGAGAAUAUCUUUUUUUUUCUAUGUAUGAAGUAUAUUGAAUAAAAAUGUAGAAACAAUAGAAAAUGAAAAACUCUCGCAGAUCACAGUACAAAUGUCGAUAAAUAUCACUUCAAAUAACGAAAUGAUCCGUGGAUUCGAACUCUUCUUUUCGCAUCGUUACGAUCUUCCUCUGCCGUUUUAGAUUUCUAAUUUUCAUAAGUGCCAAGUUUUUCGUUGAUACAUGAGCGAGCAGAGAGACAGAGCGAGAGUAAGAGCGCGAAAAGGGAAAAAAGUGCGUGAGAGUGACGAACGAGGGGCGAAAGGUAACGCUUACUCAAGUUUAACGUGUGAGAUCAGGAAGGGCCUGGAACAUGGAAUUGCCACAGAGGAAGUGUCGGGUAGAUAUUGUCGAGGUGUUCCGGGGCCGACUAACGGUUAGGACCGACUAGCUAUUUCGAUCGCUUUUACAAAUUUCGAAUCUUCAUACAGCUUAGCGCGACGGUAGAUUUUUAUACUCGUGUGGAAAAGAAAAACGGAAACAGGCAGUUUCGUUCUCGUGUCGUCGCGUUCGAGCCUGCUUCCCCCGCGUUUGCGAUUCGAACGAUUAAAUACUUCGCGAACACGCGUUGUAUCUAUUGCAUCUAGGCACCUGUGCAAUAUGGCAUCAAUUAUGACUUACGUAUUUGUUGUUUUACAAAAAAAAAAUACAAAUAUAUUAAUCUCAGUUGUAUUAUAUCCCGAAUAAUGUUGAAUGUCUUCCUCGUGGAUAAAUUUAUCGGUGGCUUUAUGAUUUUUGUUCUGUCACGUCCGUUAUUUUUUAUACUCGCCGCAAGAUCAUGUAAUACCGUUGUCGCUCCGUCGCAAAUUCUUAGAAGCGACAUUUUUGCUGCUAGAUGCGAGAACGUUGUCGACAUAGAGGCAUUAUGCCGCUUUCGGCACAUUUUGUACUUCCACAGAAAAAGCACAGGGAUGCGAAUGACUACGGUCGUAGAGUAUCAGGGUAAAAACGCUGUCGCGUUGCUCGAGUUCCCAGUUGAAGGACCCAUUUUUUUAAAAGAAUUGUACGAAUUUUUUAGACAUGUAAUAAAAAUGCUGUAGACAGAGAGGAAGGAAACAGAUCGAAAAAAAAAAAUGUAUAUUCUUAACAGCGAAUAUUUCUCCGUCUUCCUUUUUUCGUAUGUGCAAUAUAAUAGCUUCCGUUGCGAAUACGCUAAUUACGAAUUUAUUUAAGAGAUUUAGGAGAUUUAAUGCGAUUUAUUAUAGCGGGAAGCGCUAAGCUGAUUUUGAUUUAAGAAAGGAUCCGCUCCGUUGACCCGAGAUGCCGACGGAGAGGCUAUUUCGCGUGACAAAUUUGCAAGUCCUUGUUAACGGCCUCUCGAAUUCUUCUGAUUUGUAUAGCAUAGAUAGCGAUAAUACUAUAGUUCACUGCGUCUUUUAGCGUAUCGUUUCUAUUGAUGUAUAACGAUCUUGUUCUGUUUAUCCUUCACGUGUAACAUUUAUUACGAUAAUACACAAGUGAUAAAUAAAGCAGGUGCUAAAUC